AUGCCGCCCACCAUCAAAAGCAUCGGGGUCGUCGGGGCCGGAAACAUGGGCUCUAUGAUGACCCUCCGCUUCGCUGAGCUCGGCCUAGAAGUCUCGGUCUGGGAUAUAGAAAAGAAGAACGUCGACGAGGUGGUGCACUACGCAAGAGACGACAAGAGCAUCACAGGCCGAGUUCAAGGCUUCUAUGAUAUCAACCAAUUCGCCAAGAGCCUAGAGGGCAAGUCCGACCGGAAAUUAUUCAUGUUUUCCAUCACGCACGGUGAGCCCGCAGAUGAAGUACUCCGCAUGUUGAAACCCGACCUGAAAGAGGGCGACAUCAUUCUCGACGGCGGAAACGAGAACUAUCGGAGAACCGAGCGGCGCCAGAAAGAAUGUGCUGAUAUCGGCGUCUCUUGGAUCGGAAUGGGUGUCUCGGGUGGGUAUCAAUCUGCCCGGCGGGGACCCAGUCUCUCACCUGGUGGAGAUGCCAAAGCCAUCGAGCGUAUUAUGCCAUUCUUGGAGUCGUAUGCGGCCCAUGAUCCCAAAUCCGGGACAUCGUGCGUGAAGCGCAUGGGCCCCGGUGGAUCAGGACACUACAUCAAGAUGGUUCAUAAUGGCAUCGAGGGUGGAAUGCUCUCUGUUCUUGCUGAAACAUGGCAAUACAUGCAUGAGGGACUGGGCAUGGAGCAUGGCAAAAUCGGAGAUGUCUUCGAUAAAUGGAACGAGACUGGCGAGCUGCGGGGCAACUUCCUGAUUAAUAUCGGCGCCAACAUCUUACACACAAAAAGAACUCCCAAAGGUGACCGCAAAGGCGAGGGAGCCAGUCGGGAUGAUGGAUAUGUGCUCGAUGAUGUUCUUGACAAGGUGGUUCAGGACGACGAUAACACCGAAGGCACUCCACUCUGGUGUCUCAUGGAGUCUGCCGCCCGGCAUGUCUCUUGUCCGACAUUAGCGGCCGCCCAUUACCUGCGAAUCUCAAGUGGAAACCGCAUAGAGCGAGCGCGUGCUGCGAAGAAGCUGGAGAUGCCCAUGCCGAAACCGAUCGAGGGAACCCGGGACCAUAAAGUCAUCAUCGAGAACCUACGACAAGCUGUGUACUGCUCGUUCCUGGCCUCCUUCUGUCAGGGCCUGGAGUUGAUUUCCCGGGCCUCGAUAGACGAAGGCUGGAAUGUCAACUUGGGCGACUGUCUGCAGAUCUGGAGAGCGGGAUGUAUCAUCAAGUCCGAUCACAUCGCGGAUCUACUGCAGCCGCCGCUUGCAGUCCUCAAUGAGCUGACGAACGCGAAGUUUGUGGACGCGGUCGCGCAUGAGUUGCGCCAGAACUUCCACAGUCUCAAGCAGGUUGUCAUAGAAGGGACCAUGUUUGAUCAAUAUAUUCCGGCUCUCUCGGCUACUCUGGAAUAUCUCAAGUAUGAGGGUGGAUUGGGACUGCCAACCCAGUUCAUGGAGGCGCAAAUGGACUACUUCGGUGCACACAACUAUAACAAGCCUCGUAUUCCAGGUGAGGAUCCAGGACCAGUUCACAAGGGUCCUCAUCAUUAUGAGUGGUUGCCGGCUUAG
Messenger RNA from Penicillium samsonianum, 1539 nucleotides. Its product is annotated as 6-phosphogluconate dehydrogenase, decarboxylating. Lineage: Eukaryota; Fungi; Ascomycota; Eurotiomycetes; Eurotiales; Aspergillaceae. The transcript has a single exon. Gene Ontology annotation, molecular function: NADP binding; phosphogluconate dehydrogenase (decarboxylating) activity. Gene Ontology annotation, biological process: pentose-phosphate shunt, oxidative branch; pentose-phosphate shunt. Gene Ontology annotation, cellular component: cytosol. The coding region runs from base 1 to 1539 and encodes 512 amino acids. The record is from RefSeq and is a predicted model, not a curated record.